This is a messenger RNA of Xyrichtys novacula (pearly razorfish), 11010 nucleotides long. The record is from the annotation of a GenBank genome assembly. NCBI's taxonomy places the organism in Eukaryota, Metazoa, Chordata, Actinopteri, Labriformes, Labridae.
GAAGACUCAAGUUGGCGUAGAUUUUUCUUUAAGGCAAAAUGGUCAGCAUCUCGUUGUUAAAUUCAACGCAUGGCUUUUAAAUAUUCAGGCUUGAGUUUGGUACUUUUUUAUUCCUCUGGUGUCUUUGGUUUGUUUAAUUUGAGGACAAAAACGUGAGCCGUUGACGCAAAACAAACGGUGCUGUUUUAUCCGUAUUUUUAUUUUUUUUUAAAGAUACGCCAUGAACUGAGAGGAAGGAUGGCGACCACACUGACCAGGACGUUUAAUCUGAUUACAGGACUAGCUAUCGUUAUUCAGUUUCAGCCGAGCUUCCUGAAACUGAGGUUAGUUUACGGUAAGAAAAUACGACUUUAUUUAACCAGCGAAUAUCUGUUAACGUAAGGACAGUGCGUGCACGUGCACUGUAUCCGAGAGAUGGUAAAUGGCUUUUAGGUCUUAUUUUAUCAUUAAGUAUUUUUAUAAUUUUACGAAUUGUGAUUUUUAUGCUGGAUAAAUACACCAAACUAGCCUCGAACCCGGCACUAAUGAUAACUUCGACACUCUUUAAAAAACAAAAAUAAGUUCAACGACGUUGGCAUGCAGGUUAUAUCUUAUUUUAUGUUAGUGGAACGUUAAAGUUUUGGGAGUGAUCGCAGAUUUAUAUAAAUGGAAUAUUUGUCUGAAAUUAUAACUUUUUUUUAUUUAGUUUAUUUUAAGUUUUAAAGAAUGAAUUCGUCAUCGAUCGAUAUCGUUAUUGUGAAAGGCUGAUGCAGAUGCUGAUAAUCAGACAACAGCUGAUGGCCCAUUUACAAUGCACAUGAGUCUUUAUUUUAUUGUGCAUAUGAUCUCGCAGAAUAACACCCAUUACUGCAUGCACACUAAAAUCUAAUUUUGUGUUCCCACCUGUUAGUCUGAUUUGCUUUGGUACAGUUGGAGUAAACCUUGAUCUUGGAUGUGCAGCACACUCUACUCCAGUGGUUCUCACCUGGUCUCACUCUGGGACCCACAUUUUCCCAUGGUCCUCAAGUCGCAACCCCCUUUUAUAGAAUUCAAACGAAGCAAAUUUAGUUUUUAUAUAAAAUCUUUAACAUAAAUCCACGUUUUAUUGAGUAAAGUACACGAGGACGACAACUACUGAAGUUGCAUACACAGAAAAUAUCAAAUAUCUAAUAAAUAUCGCAUUACAUAUUUACUUUUUUGACCAGCUGUUCUUGACCCAUCCAGAACGUGUCCGUGACCCACUUUUGGGUCGAGACCCACCAGUUGAGAACCACUGCUCUACUCUACCCUGGUGUUUCACACAGGAAGGUUAUUGGCUGCACGACUGCUUUGGAACAGCUUGAUUUCUGGCCUGCUUGUCAACAUAUCAGACAUCCACCAUUGGCAUGAGCAGCUUAUCUUACCGCAUUUUUCUCUGAGCACUGCAGAGCUCUGCCAAAACUGCACCUAACCUUGAGGCAUUUAGAACUCAUCAUUGCUUAAAAGCAGUCACACUAAUGAGGCUGCCUGCAGUGUCUGCAGACAUCUUCUGUAAACCUUGUGCAUGCAGGUGUCAGGCUGUUAGAUUGGUCUGUCUAUCUCUAAGUUAUUACCAAGAAGCUAGUUAUGAUCACAAAGGCUUAGGACUGAGUGAAAAUUGUAGGUGUCAGGUGUGAUUCAUAGAUACAAAAACUAAGUGUCAUCAGGCUCAGGUGUGCAGCUUUUUUGGCUUUACAGCAACCGAAAAGCUGUAAUGGAUUGUCUGACUAAGUCUGACACAAGCAGUUCCUCAGUGACAGGAAAAGUUAUUGACUCCCUCUUCCUGUACAUACUGUACAAUAUAUCUACCACAGAUUAUUUAGCAUCUAUAAACUCUGCCCACUUAACACUAACACACGGGUGGAGGGUCAGAAGGCCUUUUGCAGCCGCAGGGCCACCACCAUAUGACUGAGUUAUAGACACAACACCCACUGCUGCCCAGCCUCCCAUGCUGGGUGCUGGACCUGAUGGUGUGAAGAAUGUCAAGCAUGCUUUCACCCUCUGCUGUGAAGAGGGAGGUCAGGCUUGUUGUCACUAGAAGGGCAGGAUGACCACCACCACGCAUGUUUGCCUUACGGUUCAUUCAGGGGACUUGUUUAUGUCUCGUUGCAAAAAGAAGAUACUGAAGUUUAAAUGAUUCUUAUCAUCUCAGCUUUUGCUGUCUACAGUUUCAAUAGCAGGCUUAAGAUACCUAAAAUAUUUGUAAUUUUUCUCAGUAAAAUUUGAACCACAUGCAAGUUCCUCUAAGUUUCUAAUGUAAUCUAUUAAUGUUGAUAAUGUAACUCUAAAACCAUAACUCUUAUUUCAGUGUUGCUCAGUGUAUCACUUGUCCCGGUCUCUUUGAUUCUUCAGGACUCUCCCACACUGACUCACAGGAGCUGUCUCCUCAUGAGGCACGGUCCUAUGUAGUCCAAGAAAACAACAAGACCAGUGAAAGGAGGAUGGCAGCCAAGUCUGACAACUCUGGUUGGGCUGCGGUUAAGGGAUCCCUCUACAGAGACCAGCACAAACCAGACGAGGCAGAUCCAGACUUGCUGAUGGAGGAGGGACAUGAGAACUCUACAGAGAUUGUGGUAGGGUGAGGUUGAAGGUUCAGGAGAAAAAUUAUGAAUCCACGUAAAAAUGACACAAUGAGAUGUCCCUUUCUUUCUUAUCAGGACAUCGAUCAUGCCUACUACACAUCUAAGAUCCACGGCCCUGGAGAUGCAGCCAGCAAAGAGCUGUGGGUGAACAUUGAUGAGAUGAAAGAGGAGGAGUGGAAAGUGUUUGGCCUUCUGUCCAACACCCACAGACAAGCUGAGGUAUGAAGUCACUCUGAAUAAUAAGGAUCAGAAAUCCAAGUUUAAUCCUUACAUUUAGAGGGCUAUAAAAUAAAUUAGUGACAGUUACUAUGACCACCUUUAACACACUGAUUUUUACUCUGCUUUCACAGAGAGUGAAUCUCUCCUUUGAUUUCCCUUUCUAUGGUCACAUGCUGAAAGAAAUCACAGUGGCGACUGGAGGUAAGGGCAAUAAUUUUUUUUUUUUUUUAAAUAGCGCCCCAUGGGUCACCAGCAGGCCUGGGCUGUGUCGCACCCCUGUGGGCCAACCGCCUCCAUUCUAUAGAAGGACAUUUGUUUUUUGUUUUUUUUCAUUUUAAAGUCAGAUUUUUUUUUCAUAAUAAAUAUGAAAUUUUUAACAUACAAUACUACGACAUUUUUAUCAUACUAUAAUAUGACAUUCUUUUUUCUUCCAAAACCUUUUUCUUUUCCACACUAAAAUUUAAACAUUUUGAUCAUACUAUACUAUGAUAUUUUUAGUCAUACUAUACUAUAUUUCAGACUAAAAUCAGAAAUCUUUUUCACACCUAAGUUUUGAAUUUUUGACAUACUAUACCAUGACGGUUUUUUUUUCAUACAUCAAUCAGAAUUUUUUUUCACAUAUAAUUCGAAAUUUCUUACAUACUUUACUUUGAAAUUUUUAUCGUACUAUACUGUGACUUUUUUUCAUAGUAAAAUGAAAAUUUAUUUUCACUCUAAAAUAUGAAAUUAUUAACAUACUAUACUAUGACAUUUUUUAUCAUACUAAAAUAUUUUUUUCACACUUAACUUGAAAUUGAAAUUUCAAUCAUGACAUUUUUAUAUAUCCGAAAACUUUUUUUUUUUCCACAAUAAAAUUUAAAAGUUUUGACAUAGUUUACUAUGACAUUUUAUUCAGACUAAAAUCUGAAUUUUUUUUUCACACUUAAUUUUUUUUUCUUUAAAAUAUAAACUUUCAAUCAUACUAUACUAUGACCUUUUUUUUCAUAGUAAAAUAAGAAUUUUUUUUUCACAUAAAAUUUGAAAUUUUUAACAUUUUUUAUCAGAUUAAAAUCUUUUUUUUCACACUUAACUUUAAAUUUUCUUUCUUUAAGAAAAAUAAAAUUUUAAUCAUACUAUACUAUGACUUUUUUUCAUCCAAACACUCAAUUUUUUUUCACACUUAAAUGUGAAAAUUUUUAACAUACUAUACUAUGACAUUUUUUCAUCCAAAAACUUAAUUUGUUUUUCACACUAAAAUUUGAAAAUUUCAAUCAUACUAUACUAUGACAUUUUUUUCAUCCAAAAACUUAAAUUUUUUCCACACCUAAAUUUGAAAUUUUUAAACAUACUAUACUGUAACAUUUUUUUUCAGACUAAAAUCAGUAUAUUUUUUCAUAUUUAUUUACUGUGACAUUUUUUUCUUGCCAAAUCUUUUUUUUCCACACUAAAAUUUAAAGGUUUUGACAUAGUUUACCAUGACAUUUUAUUCAGACUAAAAUCAGAAUUCUUUUUUUCACACUUAAUUUUUUUUUCUUUAAAAUAUAAAAUUUCAAUCAUACUAAACUAUGACCUUUUUUUCAUAGUAAAAUAAGAUUUUUUUUUCACAUAAAAUUUGAAAUUUUUAACAUACUAUACUAUGACAUUUUUUAUCAUACUAAAAUCUUUUUUUUUCACACUUAACUUUAAAUUUUCUUUCUUUAAGAAAAAUAAAAUUUUAAACAUACUAUUCUAUUAAUUUUUUUUCAUCCAAACACUCAAUUUUUUUUCACACUUAAAUGUGAAAUUUUUUUAACAUACUAUACUAUGACAUUUUUUCAUCCAAAAACUUAAUUUGUUUUUCACACUUAAAUUUGAAAAUUUUCAACAUACUAUAGUAUGACAUUUUUUUCAUCCAAAAACUUAAAUUUUUUUCACACUUAAAUUUGAAAUUUUUAAACAUACUAUACUGUAACAUUUUUUUCAGACUAAAAUCAGUAUAUUUUUUCAAAUUUAUUUACUAUGACAUUUUUUUCUUGCCAAACCUUUUUUUCCACACUAAAAUUUAAAGGUUUUGACAUAGUUUACUAUGACAUUUUAUUCAGACUAAAAUCAGAAUUUUUUUUUCACAUAAAAAUUUGAAAUUUUGAACAUACUAUACUAUGACAUUUUUUAUCAGACUAAAAUCUUUUUUUUCACACUUAACUUCUUUCCUUCACAAAAAUAAAAUUAAAAACUUAACUUUAAAUUUUCUUUCUUUAAGAAAAAUAAAAUUUUAAUCAUACUAUACUAUGACGUUUUUUUCAUCCAAACACUCAAUUUUUUUUCACACUUAAAUUUGAAAUUUUUAACAUACUAUACUAUGACAUUUUUUUCAGAUUAAAAUCAGAAUUUUAUUUCAAACUUAAAUUUAAAUUUUUUUCUUUAGAAUACAACAUUGUAAUCAUACCUUACUAUGACAUUUUUUCUUCCCAAAUCUUUUUUCCCCACACUAAAAUUUAAAAGCUUUUAACAUACAUGACAUUUUUUUCAUACCUCAAUCAGAAUUUUUUUUCACACUUAAAUUUGAAAUUUCUUACAUACUUUGAUAUUUUUAUCGUACUAUACUGACUUUUUUUUUCAUAGUGAAAUUAGAAUUUUUUUCACACUUAAGCUUUGUAUCUUUCUUUAAAAUAUAAAAUUUCAAUAAAAUUUCAGACUAAAAUCGAAAAUUUCUUUUCACACCUAAACUUGAAAUUUUCGACAUACUUUACUAUGACAUUUUUAACAUACUAUACCAUGACAUUUCUUACAUAGUUUACCUGGACAUCCUAUAAUACUUAUCUUUGAUUCUUUCACAUACUUAUUGUAAAGAUGCAUAGUCCAGGUUCACACUUCAAAGAAUGGAAGGUCCACACAAAUGAUAAUUUUUACAGGCUUUACUGGUUGCAUAUCUGGGUAACAGCGUCAGCAUGCCAUGAGUGUGACAAAGACUGGUCAGAGACUGUUCAGGUGUAUACAGCCGUCCAUCUUUCCAAACAUUCUGCUCACAUCCUGUUGACCUGAAGAAGAGUCCUUGUAGGGUAAUAACAAAACACAACAUAUUUUGGGAGCCUGACUGAUGUUAAACAGGUGUAUAGGUCCGCAUUUUAUGAUGGUUUUCGAAGGGCCCAUGGCUCCAGGAAUCCAGCACCAAAAUAUCUGUGAUAUUUCAGUUACACAGUUCUACCACCAUAAAGGAGAACAUGACCAGCUACAGAAAACACACUAUUCUAUGAUAUUUUUAUUGACUCAACUGUGAUAUUUUUAUCAUAAUAUACUAUGAUAUUUUAUCAAACUUUACUAUGACAUUUUAUCAUACUAUACUAUGAUGUUUUUAUCAUACUUAACUAGGAUUUUUUCAACAUUCUAUCCUAUAAUAUUUUUUUCAUACUAUAAUAUAUUCUUAUCAUAUUAUUCUGUGACAUUUUUUUCAUACUGUACUAUGGCAUUUUAAUCAAACUAUACUAUGCUAUAUUUAUCAUACUAUUCUGAGAUAUUUAAUCAUACUAUACUAUGAUAUUUUCAUCAUACUUCAUUAUGAUUUUUUAAACAUACUAUACUAGGACAUUGUUUACAUACUAUAUUUUUAUCAUACUACACUAUGACAUUUUUAUCGUACUAUACUAUGACCUUUUUAUUAUGUUGUACUGCCAUUUUAACAUACUAUACUAUGAUUUUUUUUUCCAUAUAUAACUAAAUAUAUAGUAUAGAAAUAUCAAAUAAUAUAAAUCUUAUAUAAUUUUCUCCUCUCUCUGCCAGGUUUUAUCUACACUGGAGAUCUGAUCCACAGAAUGCUCACAGCCACUCAGUACAUCGCCCCUCUUAUGGCCAACUUUGACCCGAGUCUGUCCAAGAACUCCUCUGUGCUCUACUUUGAUAAUGGUGAGAGACUGAUGUUGAAGUUUGUAUGUUUGUCAUCACUUUGAGAGUCUGCUGUACAUAUAUAUACUGAGUACAGUGCAUGGCUGUGUUUGUAUGUCUAUUAACAGGCACUGCUCUAGUGGUUCAGUGGAACCAGGUUCACAUCCAGGACAACAUCAGUCUGGGAUCUUUCACCUUCCAGGCUGUUCUGCACAGUGAUGGACGCAUCAUUUUCACUUACAGAGAGGUGACUUUUUUUUUCACUUUUCAUCCUCUUCUGCAAAAACCUGAAUUUGUUAUUUACAUACAUUUUUUGUCAUCACAGAUUCCCGCGGACAUCGGUGAAAUCAGCAGUGAGAACCAUCCUGUCAAAGUGGGUCUUUCAGAUGCUUUUGUGGUGCUUCAUAAGAUAGAGCAGAUCCCCAGUGAGUGAAGCAUCAGAGCUUUAAAAGCUUUCGGUUUCUGUCAAAACACUGAAUCUGUCGCUUUAUUAUUAAUCAACUUAUCCCUUUUAAAAUGGUGCAGAUGUUCGCAGAAGAACCAUCUAUGAGUAUCACAAAGUCGACAUCCUGAAGUCCAAAAUCUCGAACUCUACAGCUGUGGAAAUGUUCCCACUCCCAAGUAUGUAAACUUAAACAUUAUUAAGAUGACAACACAGAUCCUCAUCCAUUUUUGAUGUACUCGGAUUAUCUGUGACCCACUAUACUCUUAAUUUCUACAUGUUUUAUUGUCAACAGGCACAACAUACAAAUAUUUGUGAUAGUAAAGUAGUAGGAAAAGCUGCUUUCGAACAGACUCGGAGAAUGAAUUCAGGUUUAUUUCAGAAGUCAAAGCCGCCUCUUCCUCUUCAGUGUUUUGAGUGUGUGUCUGUAUUCUCAGCAUGUCUACAGUUUUCCAGCUGCGGUCCAUGUGUCUCCUCUCAGAUCGGCUUUAACUGCAGCUGGUGCAGCCGGCUACAAAGGUGAAACUGGACAAAGUUUACCUUUCACUUUUUUUAACCUGAUACUAAAAAAUCGCAUAGAUUUGAUUUUUUUUAAUCUACUUAUUAUGCUCUGAUUGUAGUUGCAGAAUUUUGACUUUAUAUCUUGUGAUCUUGACUUUUUUUUGUGACCAUUUGAUUUAACUUCUUGUCUAUUGUUUACAACCUUUUAGAUUGUAAUCAUUGCACAACAUGCACAUUUUUGUCAUUGUCAGCCCAAGGUUUUAUUGUAUAUCUACUAAAAUGAGCUUUUAUAGAGUCAUGCAUGUUUGUGAAGGCUUUCUUUUACAAUUUAAUGCCUGAACAAAAUUACUGUCUUUUUCAAGAUGCUCCAGCGGCUUUGAUCGUUUCCGGCAGGACUGGGUGGACCUCGGCUGCCCUGAGGAGGUUCUCUUUAUUUCUGCUUUUGUUUUAUAAAAAGUUUGAGUCUGCCACAGGAGAAAUCGACUCAUGUUUGUCUCUCUAGAGAAAAGAUCCCCAGUGUUUAGAAAUGACAGACCUCACAAACUCCACCACUCAUCACUUCACUCAGUCUACCACUCCUGCGAUGACGGCGACGAUGCAGCGGAGGACCUCCAGUGUUACCUCCACACCCCACAGCAAGACAUCUACCACCCCCAACCCCCCGUCACAUGACAGUAUGAGAAGAAUAAAAUCCUCUCCACCUCCUCCUACCAGCAACGCUGCAGAAGGUAAACUCACAGAAAGCUUUUGCACCAGCUGUCGAUGGAGCUCUGGUUAAGCUCAAACAGAGAUGUAGUCGUACUUGGAUGCUCUGGUUACUGGUUAAAAUCCUGACCUCAGAUUCUUCCUUCCAUGCCACCCUCAACUACUGACUACCUACAUUUUGUCUUCCCUGUCCAGUGUACGUAAAAAUGGACCUGUAAAUAACACACAAAAAAAUCCUAGCAUUUAAAUUUCCUCUGGCGUUUUCCUGAAAAAUAUCCCUUUUAUUUUUUUCGUAACUCAUUUCUAUUCAUCAAAGAAAAAGGAUUACAUCAGCUGCUGUUUGUCUCAUGGAUUUAUUGUUUUGUGGCGUCCUCUCCCAACGUGUUGUGUAAAGUCUGACAGAGUGAGGGUCAAGUGGUCAGCUAUUUCCCAGCCCACUGUGAGCUCAUAGCUGAGUGUGUACAGCGCUAUGUUAAAUACUGCAUAGUGUCCUCAGCGGCUGAGUGAUGACUCAAUGUAUGUGCAUCAGCCUGGCUGGUCAGAAUGUGGGAGAGCUGUGAGAGGUAUUGUCUGUGAGCUUAGAUGUCCUAUAUCAAAAAAAAAAAAAAAAAAAAAGAAAUUAUCAUCACUGGAUAAAAAAGGAUUUUGUUUUUUAAUAAAUGUUUUAAAAAUUUAAAGAUUUUGAAUAUAUGUUAAACUCUAGAGCAGUGGUUCUCAACUGGUCUCACUCAUCGACCCACAUUUUUCCCAUGGUCCUGAAGUCAUGACCCACUUUUAUAGAAUUCAAACCAAGCAAAUUUAUUUUCUAUAAAAAUAAAUAAAUAAAUAAAUAAAAAAAAAAAAAAUAUAUAUAUAUAUAUAUAUAUAUAUAUAUAUAUAUAUAUAUAUAUAUAUAUAUAUCAAAUAUCUAAUAAAUGUUGCAUUGAAUAUUUACUUUUCGACCAGCUGUUCGUGACCCAUCACGAAUGUGUCUGCGACCCACUUUUGGGUCAGGACGCACCAAUUGAGAACCAUUGAGCUAAAGGAAAAGAGGCCAAGGUUAUCCACUUUAAUUUAAGUGUAAAAUGCUCAUUUCCUGUGAAACUUUACACUUUAAAUUGAUGUGUAGAGGUUUUGUACACACAUCAGCUCAGUAUGUCCAUCUUUCAUGCUCACCCAUCUUCACCUCUCAUCUCCAGCAGGAGUCCAGGGAACCAUAGGAGAGAGUGAUGAGCAGCUGCAGGUCGGGCUUCUUGCAGGCAUCGUCAUGGCGAUGGUCAUCGUGGCAGCAGCUGCUCUAACAUCUAUCUACAUGUACAACAACCCAACAUCCAACAUCAGCCUCUUCUUCAUGGAGGUCAGUUACAUAGAGCUGCUGCUCAGCCUUAUAAUUACCAUUAUUUCUUCUUCAUGUUCCCCUGUAUUCUGCAUAUUUUUAUUGUUUGUGGAAUAGACUGAAACUAUUUAAAUUCUAUGAUGUCCAAAAGCAAACAGGACCAUAAAUAACAAGCUUAACAACAAGUACCUAACUUCAUCAACAGUACAUCUGGGCAAGUCCAUCGACUGCAGCGGGGUGACGCAGCUCAAGGAAGAACAUUUAUGAUCAUUUCUAGUAAUAAUCACCGUAUUAAUCAUUUUGCACUGCAGACGCGGUAGUUCUUCUACCUUAGCAUCUCAGUCUGAUUGCAUUUCCAUGAAGAAAUGAUCAUAAAUGUUCUUCCUUGAGCUGCGUCACCCCGCUGCAGUGGAUGGACUCGCCCAGAGGUCUCCAUACGAACAAGCGGCUGCUGAAAGAGAGUUGGUGAGUUGUGUUUAGUCUCUUUGCUGAAGAAAUCACGCAAAGUUAAAAAGAUGUUUGGUGGCUAGUACUAUGGCUGGGACCCUAUAUGUACUGUUGAUGAAGUUAGGUGCUGUUCUGAGCAUUAUUUGAGGAUAUAGAGUGGCGUUUUGGUUGAGCGCAUGGCUCUUUGUAUUGAUAUCUGCAGUCAUAAAGUUGGUAUAACUAGAGAAGCAAGCGGUUGGCAACAUUCAUCUCUGGACGGGGUGUCUAAAUUGGUGUUACGGUGUGUUUGACCCUAAAUUAAUUUUAUACCGGAAUGUCCCUUUAACACUUGGUAAGAGAUUCAAGGGGCGCUAAUGGUAAUUAGAGCAGAGAGACACGUUUCACACUGAACUAGUCCUCUUGUGUGUUCUUUGUCUAACAUUCUCCCUCUUUUAGCGCCGACCAACCCGUUGGCCAAUCAUGAAGUUCCGGCGAGGCUCAGGCCGCCCUUCAUACGCCGAGGUGGAGGCUCCCAGUCAGGACAAAGACUUCAUGGUGGUCAUCGAUCCCAAACAGUCUUUCGUCAUGUCAGACAGAAGAGAGAGUGAACAGAAAGAAGGCUUCAUAGUUCCUGAUCAGAGGGAGCGCUUUCUGACUUCAGAGAGCUCCUGACAAAAACUACAUAUCCCAGGAGGCUUUGGGACGGAGCUGGUUCUCUAUAAGAGGAAGUUUUCCCUCCAGGAAAGCUGUGACUUCUUGUUUCUAUUCAGCUGCUGCUCAGAUUUAUUUAAAGGAGAAAGUGUGAGCAUCCAGAGAGGAAACACCAAACCUCCAUGAGGAGACUGCGAGUCUGACAGACGAGUAACUGCUGGAAAAAUGUCAUCCUUUCCUCGGAUCACUUGUUCGUGUUUUUCCCAGAGAGCAAGGAGAGGAUUGUGAAUGUUUGCAAAGAUGGUUGAUUCUCCAGUCGUUUAUGUGUUGUUCCC